Eutrema salsugineum is the source of this 1429-nucleotide messenger RNA. Its product is annotated as tRNA (guanosine(18)-2'-O)-methyltransferase. The record is from RefSeq and is a predicted model, not a curated record. Bases 181 to 1242 code for a protein of 353 amino acids. Lineage: Eukaryota; Viridiplantae; Streptophyta; Magnoliopsida; Brassicales; Brassicaceae. The transcript is spliced from 6 exons. Gene Ontology annotation, biological process: tRNA guanine ribose methylation. Gene Ontology annotation, molecular function: RNA binding.
AUCGGUGAACAUUAUCUGAGCUUGGGAUUCUCAGAGAGACAUUCAGUGGUGGUGGAAUCAGUGAAGCAUCGAUCGACUGUCUCUCUGCUCUGUGAUUCUCUUCUCCAUUUUUGGUGUUCUUUGAAGCUUAAUCUCGAGAGCGAGCUCUAAAUCUCAAGCUACGACUCUGCCACCAAACACAUGAACUCCUGCAAAACCUUAUUCCGUGGUUCCUUCUCUUCCUCUCCAUUCGCUCCUCUUCGAAACCCUAAUUCGUCUAUCCCCUUUGUCUCGCUUCGCGCUUUUUCUUCUCUUUCCGUUCUGCAUCCAAAUCCAUGCAUCGGAACAGCUCGGUGCACUGUCCAUGGAGCUGCGGCUCUUUCACUGGAGAGCUUCACGGAGAAUUCGCCCAGGGAACUUCCUGUGAGUGUGAAGGAAUUGUUGACAACCAGUCGUGAUGACACGUCAAGCAUGAUGAAGAUGGAGCGGAGAUGCUCCUUAAGCCAAGGUGAGGGUGAUCAUAGAGGAUCAUGGUUUCCUUACGAGGACAGGUUCAAGUGCGGUGACGUGCACCUUAGCAGCCGUGAGGUUCUGGAGGCGGUGAGCCCUCACAUGAUGGAGGAGAGGUCAGAUAGGUUCAGGCGUGUGGUGGAGAACAGAAGCUUCUCGGUGUGUCUUGUGGUUGAAGGUCUCUCUGAUAUUGGAAACAUCUCUGCUGCUUUCCGCUCUGCGGAUGCGUUAGGGAUUCAGUCCGUGCACGUUGUUUCAAUUGACAGCUCCAAAAGGUAUAGGAACAAUCGCCAUGUGAGUAUGGGAGCUGAGAAGUGGCUGGACAUUGAGCUUUGGGACACACCUAAGGAGUGUUUCCAAGUAUUGAAGUCUCGCGGUUACAGGAUCGCCACAACUCAUUUGGGAAUGGACACGGUUUCCAUUUACGAUAUGGACUGGUCAUGUCCAACAGCGAUAGUUGUUGGAAACGAGGGCAGUGGAAUAAGUGAAGAAGCGUUGAAGUUAUCAGAUCUGCAUUGUAGUAUUCCAAUGAAUGGAAUGGUUGAUUCCUUCAAUGUCUCAGUGGCUGCAGGGAUUCUGAUGCACCACGCAGUCUGUGACCGAAGCACUCGUCUGGGAAGUCAUGGAGAUCUGUCGGAAGAAGAGAAAGAGAUAUUGAUGGCUGAGUUUUCACUUCGUCACAGUAGAAGCUCACUUUGCAUUGCUUCCGAGUUCGCUAAACGUAAACAUCAACAACACUCUACUUCCUUCUAAUUUCCAAACUUGUUCUGUUCUUCGUUUUCUAUCUGUUUUGCGUCUUAUGGGCUUUGGUUUGCAUGUAAUUUAAGGUUUUAAUGGGCCAUUACUGGGUAUUAAGAUCUACCUUUUUGUUCCAAAUGUAACACUAGUUCUGUUGGUACAGGUUUUACCUCCAUUUUUAUUGAAUUAAAAAUUCAAUACA